Molecule: messenger RNA, 1130 nt
Organism: Hibiscus syriacus
Lineage: Eukaryota; Viridiplantae; Streptophyta; Magnoliopsida; Malvales; Malvaceae
Product: SH2 domain-containing protein B-like
Exons: 5
Coding region: 318-920 (200 amino acids)
Biological process (GO): regulation of transcription by RNA polymerase II; signal transduction
Molecular function (GO): RNA polymerase II cis-regulatory region sequence-specific DNA binding; DNA-binding transcription factor activity, RNA polymerase II-specific
Source: RefSeq, a predicted model, not a curated record
GCAUUGCCAUUUACAAUCUUGUUGAGAAUGGUUUUGGGUCAAGAUUAGAGGCAAGGGCUGAAAAUUUUGAAGAAGUGAACACGUCCCAAUCUGAUUCAGAGAGCACCGGGGUCCAGGAUCCAGCUUUAAAUAGUUUGUCAAUUAGGGGGCAUUCAAUUUCGGAUGUAACAACUUUUAGGUACUGCCUGGGGGGCUUGACGGAUAGGUCUAUUUUACUCAAGGAAAUCACCACAAUCAUUUCAGAUGAUGAAAUUUCGGGUUUUGCAGACCAGGUUUCCUUCUACUCUGGAUGUUCUCAUCAUAGGCAUCAAAUAAAAAUGGCAAAGGGAUUGAUAGACGAGGGGACAAUAGCCUGGAAUUCGAUAUCACAAAACAACCUUCGAGUUCAAUGGGAGAGUGCAGUUUUCGAGAUUGAAGAGCAGUUCAUGAAGAUUGCUUGCUGCACAACUAGAUCACUUUCCCAACAGGACUUUGAACUUCUGCGGAAAAUUGCCGGAUGCCAAGAUUACAUGGCCCAAGAAAACUUUGAGAAGAUGUGGUGUUGGUUAUACCUGGUAGCUUUAACAUUAUCUAGUGACCGGAUAAAGGCAAUGUGGAAUUCUACAUCGCCAAAGUGGAUAGAAGGAUUUGUAACAAAGGAAGAAGUCGAACUCUCACUUCAAGGUCCGAGAAGCCUGCAAGAACCUGGGACAUUUAUACUUAGGUUUCCUACUUCAAGGAGUUGGCCCCACCCAGAUGCCGGCAGCUUAGUUGUGACAUAUGUCGGCAGUGAUUAUGCUCUUCAUCACCGGUUGAUUUCCCUUGAUAAUGUAUACAGCUCCGGAGUACGAGAAAUGAAUGUCAAAGUAAAACAGUUGCAAGAUAUGUUAUUUGAAGAACCCGAGCUCUCUCGACUAGGAAGGAUAAUUAGACGCCAUUGACCUUUGUUCGGGUGUAGCGUUGCAUUACAUGCUUGGUUUGCGGUGACCGACCAUUCGUAUAUUUCGCUGUCGUUAUCAUGUUGCUAGUUUAGGUUUGAUCGAGUCUCUCCUUUCCUUUAUCGUACGCCUAAUGUAAUAGUAUAUGUAAUAUUAGAAGCCAAGCCGAUGUAGGAUCAUAUAGGCAUUGUUAUGAUGAUUGACAUUCAUUUG